Messenger RNA from Hyla sarda, 3247 nucleotides. RefSeq names its product solute carrier family 33 member 1 (gene SLC33A1). The transcript has 7 exons. Bases 248 to 1858 code for a protein of 536 amino acids. NCBI's taxonomy places the organism in Eukaryota, Metazoa, Chordata, Amphibia, Anura, Hylidae. Gene Ontology annotation, molecular function: acetyl-CoA transmembrane transporter activity. The record is from RefSeq and is a predicted model, not a curated record. Gene Ontology annotation, cellular component: membrane.
ACGUGUAGCGCGUACACGAGCGUCUGGCCUCGUUGUGGCUACAACGGGUUUGGAUUGGGAGGUCAUGUGCUUGGUAAAAUUCCUCACUCCGGGAAGCAAAAUACUGAACACUUGGUUCCGGAUAGGCUUCAAGUGUAAGAAGUUGUUCUAGGACGGACGAUAUUACCCGGCUAGAGAUGGUAGUGAUGAGCUGUCAGUGCAAGAUUUAACAUUUCCAGAACGGAGACAUCCAAAGAAAGAAUAAGAAAUGACGCUUACCCAGAAGGACAGCAGGCAGCGUCGCCAGCAUUACCAGUUGUCGGGGAUGAACAGCAAUGACCAAAACUGUCAAGAUGAAGUGGAGGAGGGAGACAGAGAGGUGUUUCUACAGGACUCCGAGGCGCCCGGACACAGAGGACUUGCGGGGCUCAGAGGAGAGCUGGGGAACAUCCUCUUAUUGCUCUUUCUAUACAUUUUGCAGGGAAUUCCUUUGGGACUGGCUGGUAGUAUUCCGUUAAUUCUCCAGAGCAAAAACGUUAGUUAUACAGACCAAGCCAUUUUCAGCUUUGUAUUUUGGCCUUUCAGCCUGAAGCUGCUCUGGGCGCCCCUGGUGGACUCUCUGUACAUCAAGAGGUUUGGCCGCAGGAAAUCUUGGUUGGUUCCUACACAGUACUUACUUGGGUUGUUUAUGAUGUACCUGUCCAGGACAGUGGAUGAGCUCCUCGGGGGAGAACAUGGACCUGAUAUGUUGGCUUUAACCGCCACUUUCUUCCUCUUUGAAUUUCUGGCCGCCACUCAGGACGUUGCCGUGGAUGGCUGGGCCCUGACCAUGCUCUCGAGGGAAAAUGUAGGUUAUGCAUCUACAUGUAACUCUGUAGGCCAGACUGCUGGAUAUUUCAUGGGGAAUGUUCUGUUUCUUGCCCUUGAAUCUGCAGACUUUUGCAACAAGUACUUGAGAUCUACACCACAACCUACGGGAAUAGUGACACUUUCAGACUUCUUGUUCUUCUGGGGAGCAGUAUUCCUUGUCACCACAACUUUAGUGGCACUGCUGAAGAAAGAGCACGGCGAUGGGAAAGCCAGCAGAGAAGAGACUGAAAGUGUGAAAGAGGCGUAUGGAUUACUGCUGAGCAUUCUAAAGAUGCCCGCCGUCCAGAAAUUCUGCCUCAUGAUCCUAACGGCCAAAAUUGGAUUUUCGGCAGCAGAUGCAGUUACUGGCCUCAAACUGGUAGAAAGAGGAGUACCCAAAGAACAUUUGGCUCUUGUCGCAGUCCCGAUGGUUCCGCUACAGAUUAUACUGCCCCUGAUAAUCAGCAAAUACACCGCCGGGCCCAAGCCGCUCAAUGUCUUCCACAAAGCCAUGCCUUUCAGGUUACUUAUGGGCCUGGAAUUUGCCUUCUUAGUUUGGUGGACUCCACAUAUAAGUCAUGAGGGUGGGUUCCCUCUUUACUUCUACAUUACUCUUAUGCUGAGCUACGCCUUACAUCAGGUUGCAUUAUAUAGCAUGUUUGUGGCAAUCAUGGCUUUUAAUGCCAAAGUUAGUGACCCCCUAAUUGGAGGAACAUAUAUGACACUAUUGAACACUGUUUCCAACCUUGGAGGGAAUUGGCCGGCUACGGUGGCUCUUUGGUUUGUGGAUCAUCUAACAAGUAAAGAGUGUAUAGGAGCAGAUGGACAGAGUUGUCAUGACCAUGAAGCUGCUGAGAUGUGUGCAAAAUUAGGAGGUUCCUGUGUGACUGUACUAGAUGGUUAUUUUGUAGAGUCAGUAAUAUGCGUAGUCAUCGGGUUCUGCUGGUGGCUAUUUUUGGGACCUGCAUUUAAGAAAUUACAGAAUGAAGGCCAGUCUUCUUGGAAGUGUCGACGGAGAAGUUACUAUUAAAGACUGAACACAUUGUGAACGUCUUUCUGCCACAUAAUGGUGGAUCUUAAAGUGUUUCCUUCCGUUGCUAGACAGAAUAGAAUAAGAGCUACCUUCUACCUUACAGUCAGAAAACUGCUCCCCCAGUCAAUCUGUUGAUGGAUAUUUUUUUACUUUCCAUAUAUAGGGUUUCAAUCAAGUGUUUCUCUUCAGUACAUUCCAUAGGGGCCAAGCAAAUAUAGGCCACUGAGAAAAGAUCAUUCAUGUAUUCUAACUGGACUAGGGAACAGGUCAUCAGUAAAGGACGUUGUUUAAAUCAAGUUUUUAUGUUAAACAUUUUUUAAGACUUUUUGGUGGUUUGGUUUUUUUGAUUUUUCAUUUUACUAGGUAUUUAAUAAAAUAAUUUGGAAAUAUUGCCAUUUCCCUUCUAGCCUUUAGGCCUAAUAUUAAACUGAGACUUCCUGGAAGAGGCUACUGGAAAGUCAUCUGUACAGGAUUACAGUAAAAGGUGACACAGAUAAGACAUUAGGCGUUUAGCCUCCCCUCCAGAAUGACCGAUGCCCUGUACGAAAAAAUUAGAGCACCAUUGUCUUAUCAAGUGUAUCACCAUAUCAGGUGUAUCAGGAGAACAAUCCCAUGCUCACUGGGUUAGCAUUUAUUGUAGCUUCCUGGUCCCCAUCUCAACACGCAGGAAAUGCCUGCUCAGCCAGUCAUUGGCUAAAGGUUGGCUACGACUGCAGAUAGUGUUUCCUUUGUGUCAAGAUUGGGACCAUUAAGUAGAUAACAUUGGGAGCCCUGGCACCACCGGAACAGCAGUGGUGGGGGAUUGGUCAAGUAAGUACUGCUAAAAAUAUCUGUAUCCCCAGACAACCCCUUUUCCAUGAUGCUGUGUCUUAACAGAAACUAUUUAUUUUAACUUGAACAUAUUUUGCAUUGCAACAUAUCUUCUAUACAUACAUUUUAGUUCUUUUUUUAUUUUUAAGUUGCUGGUCUCUUAUAAUUUUAUGUCAGUACCAGAAGGCCGUGUUCACAUGUGGUGUUAUUUGUUGCUGCUUUUCUAGGUACAAGGGUUUUGAACAGAUUUAAAAGCUUGAAGCUCUAAAAUCUGUAGCAUGCACCCCAUUCUGCCAUGGAUUGGCCACAGGUGAUAAGCUAAAACCUGCUGUAAAAUUUGUUAACGUGUGGUUACUACAUAAUGGUUAAUCAUGGAUUUUCUGCCAAAGACUUUGUCCAUAGCAUGUGAACCAAGCCUAACAAUAUGAGGACUAAACCCCUGUCUUCUAGGUUUUCAAGCUCUUACAUAUAAGACGGUCAUUAGAGUUGUGAGGUGUUUUAUUUCUUAUGGUCUUUUGGGUUAUAUUUGUUCCUAAAGGUCCCCUUACACAUUUAAGAAAAGUUGGCUGAACCUAC